AUGACAAUAAGUGAAUUUCUCCCUCCUCUUGCAGAGUUUUCCACAGUGCCAGAGGACAGUAUCGGCGUGCUAAACCAGCCACUGAUGCUGCACUGUGCUGCGUACGACUCAAGCCUGCAGAAGGGCCUACCUGUGUCUUGGGAGAAGGAGCUGUUUGGUGGGGGAACAUCAGUAGCAGCUCACAGCUCUAAGAUGCACCAGAUGCCCAACGGCUCUCUGCUCUUCUUCCAGCUGCGGGAAGAGGACCUGGGGACGUACACCUGCAGCGCCAGGACAGAUGCCAACAACAUCAAGACCACAGUCAGCAUUUACAAAGCCGAUAUAGCUGAUGUGUUCUUCAGCCCACCUUCUCAGACGGCAUGUGACGGUGACAUGGUGUCUCUUCAGUGUGUGUCUGGAGACAGCUGGCCUGCUGCUAGCAUCACCUGGCUCAAGGAUGGAAAGCCAACCAGUAGAGGAAGUCCGAUUCAGGGUCAGUAUGGUGGUGGGGAGCAAAGGAAGACCUCAGGCACACUCACACUGCAACACGUGUCCAAAGAGGACGAGGGGGUGUACGUCUGUGUUACACACAAUUCUCUUUUGAAUAUCAGCAAGACAAGCAAUAUGGCAACUUUGACAGUUUCUGACGCUAACAUUACCUUGAAGAUUGUACAGGGCCCUGAAAACACAACCGUUGUUAUGGGAGGAAAAGCUGUUUUUCAUUGCUCUGUUGGGGGCCUCUCAGAUCCCCAAGUACACUGGUUUAAAGAUGCCCGGCCUGUAGGGAAUGAUUCUCGCCAAAAUCUUAAUCAUAAUGGACAGUUGCUUAUUAUAAGAAAUGUAUCAGGGGUGGAUGAGGGAUUUUAUCAUUGUGAAGCAAAACAUGAAAAGAUCGUGAUCACAUCCAAACCAGCCUAUCUCCUUGCAGCAGUGAUGGAGUGGACCUUUCAGAGAGAGCCAACUAAUGUGACUGUGAGGAGGGGGAGUGCCACAACUCUAGUGUGCAGACCUCCAGUAAGCAGACCUCCUGCCACAGUCAACUGGUUCAAAAACAAUUGGCAACUCACUCCUGCAUCACACUUCAGUAUUGAGGCAAAUGGGGAUCUCCUUUUCCACAGCGUGAAAGAUUCAGACCGAGGGAUGUAUUUCUGCAGGGCAUCAAACAGUUACCUUCCCAGAGAUGUCACAUCCAGGAAGGCUUAUCUAGAAGUACUCGCUCCACCAUCUGUUUCUAUCUGGCCGUCAAAGAUGACAGCUCCGAUUGGGGCAGAGGUGGUGAUACAAUGUCGGGUAUCCGGACACCCUGCCCCAUUCAUUGUAUGGGCCAAACAGGGCCAUUCAGUAAUGACUGGUGGAAAAAUUACAAUCGGAGUGAGAAAUGCAACUCUCUUCAUUGCCUCGGUGAGAAGGUAUGACGAAGGUUUGUACACGUGCAAGGCCUUUAACUCCAUGGGCCAGGACGAGAGAGUAGCUACACUUCGUGUUGCAGAGAGUCCAGUCAUCAUGUUGUUCCAGAGGUCAGUGAGCGGUGUGGUGGGCAGCAGUGUAGCCCUGCCCUGUGGGGCUGUAGGAGAACUGCCCAUCACCUACGCCUGGACCAGGGGACAGCUCAGCAGCCUGCCCACCGCACUGCACGGACACAUAGACGAUAAUGGCACUCUCCACUUGUUUGAUGUCCACUGGGAUGCAGCAGGAGAGUAUCGCUGUACGGCUGAGAACCAGGCGGGACGAGACCAGCAGAGCACCAUGCUUUACAUUUACGACGAUGAGGAUCCUCCAACUGAAGAAAGUAUCACUGUUCCUCCCUUCACAAACACAAGUCCGCAAGAUUCAACCAGUUCAAACCAAUCCUCUCUUUCAAUGACAGAAAGCAAUAGUCGGAGCUACACAACUGACUCAGGUGCUCCACUGAAAGACUCAUCAACCCAUUAUGAAACCGUGACAUCAGUGACCUCAUUGACUGCAAUGACAUCAGUGACAGCAACUUCCUUCACAUCAUCACCUACUCCACCCAGUCUGGGAUAUGCAAAGCUCAAGCAGUACACAACUCACUCACCAGACCACAAAUCAGACUCGUCCAAUAUUAUAUUUACACCAAGUGUGCCUUCUCAGACUGUACAACCCAGUACAGCACAUACACACACUCAGUCUCCAAAGCCCCUCGACGAUGGCUCUGCAUCUGUACAGCAUCCCCGUAUACAAUUAUCAACAACCAGCACCACUCAAAUUCCCAAAGAUCAAGCAUCAAGUCAUCAAGCCUCAAGCAAAUCUUCUAAUACGAAGCCUUCUUUCCUGCGCACCCAUGUACCAAGUUCACGUAUGCUUUCUGCUAUUCCCCCCACCCAGACAUUCUUUCACAAGACAAGCGCUUCUACAGAAUUUCCUCCAGCUCCACCUUCCAUCCCCCUCCUAGAAAAGCACGACAUCCCCAUUGUGGUUGGAGUUGGCGUCUCUCUCGCAUUUAUCUUCAUCACCAUGGCAUUCUACUCACUGGUGCAGAAGAAUGACUCCCCAGCUCCUGUGAUUCGAGGAGCCCAGAGAAACUUUGGCAUCCCUCCCAGACAUGGAGAACAUUUGACAAGAAGGACCUAUGAUAACAGAGCGUUUGAAGAUGACAACCUGGUGGCCGUGAUAGAGCAAACCCCAAACAUGUCCGACACCAGAGCCCAGCCCCCGUCCGACAACACAUCCACCCUGAUGAUGAAGCCAAUGUGCAGCAUCCUGGAUGAGGUGUCUGCCCACAAGGACCUGCCAGUCAUUGUAGAAACCCAUCCGGCGCAACAGUCAAUCUCAGAGGAAGACACCAACCACGAAAAUAAGAUCAGCAUUUAAAAAAGGUCCAAUGAGAUUUGACUUCCCAUUAUUCAAACUAUAAAGGCAGAAAGGGGACCCUUACUGUUGUGAGUUCAUGUCAUGAUAAACAAAUGUUGAGAAAUUUGGAACCGUUCAAGAUGGCGCAUGAAUAUGUAAAUACGAAAUUUGUAAAAUUUUGAAAGACAAUAGAAAUAUUUGAAAUCUAUGGUGGUUGUAAAUAGUCAUGAAAAAGAAAGGGCAAGUUGCAAAUGGGAAAGACAUUUUUUCAUGACGAACAUGAACGAAAAGAUUACUAUGGUUAUUCUGUGUUGUUUUGUGUCAGUCCAUAACCAUGUUAAUGUGUACAUAACAAUAGUAGCCUUAACUUUUUGUGAGAAUGAAAAAGCUGUAUUAUUAUUGUAACUGUACAUUUUGAUAUUUGACUGUUCGAGAACUUUGGCCUAAGCCUUCUCAAAAUAUUUCUCUUUUGUAAUACAAGUCUUACUGAUAAGAAAAAGUUAUUCAGGGAGGUGUCCCAAGAGCCUGCAACUCCUCAGUAAUAAGCCAGGUAUAGGCUAGUUAACUUUGAGCUAGUGCUAAAGCUCAAUAGAAGAUCUCAGUUCUCAUUUUCUUGACUAAAUGACACCUGUGGGCUAUCUAUUAGCAGGUUUACCACUUCCUGUGGGUCAGUUUAGCCUGUUUUUAUCACUAAACCAUAGUCUUGGAAUACCUACCAGGUAGACUGUUAAAACUCACCCUACACAUCAAUACUAUAGCCUAUAUGAUCAUAAAACCCAAAAUGACUGUCAUCACCGUGUUUGAUUUACGCAAAUCAAAAGGAAUAUUGUGUGUUUUAACAUGCUGUCAGGGCAAAGUGUGUCUCCCAGUUUUCCAUCCAAGACAGCUAUGCCUGUGUACACCUUUAAUAUAGGGCUAUGUAAAGUAAUUAGGUUUGUCUGUUGAGAAACGCACCCCUGGUCUGGUGUUAUCAGUGUCAUUGCUAACUAAGUUAGCAACUUACUUGGUCCCAAUGCAAUUUCCCAUUGGAAACCUAGUAAGUUACCAAUCAGUUAGCAACGGCGCUUUCGAGAAAUGGGGUCCAGGUUCAUUUAAUGAGUUGGAAAAGAAAAUACAAUACAACUAAUAACCAAUUAUUUAAGAUGCAUGAACUGGAAAUGUCAGGUAUUAAUUCCAAACAUUAAUUCCAAAUGUAGUUGGGAUCCAAAUGCCAUGUAAAAUACUCCUUUGCAAUACCAACAGUUUGGAAAUGUAGUGGAGGUAGGAGAAUAAAACAAAUCUUUUGGACUGUUUAACAUAAGAUGUUUACAUGAUACAUACGUUUACAUUGUAUGUAAUGUGAUGCUGACUUACACAAUUUCAAAGCGAUCAUGCUCAUCCAUUUUUGCUGUUGCACUAAAGUGCAUCAUACUGUACUCCAGACUGUUAUUUCUGCAAAGAUACAAAUACACAAGCCAAAAAUGUCACUGUUCCUUUUUUCAAUAAAAUAUCUUAAUAGAUCAGCUUUCUCUGUUGAGUUACUUGUAGACUUUGAAUUGCUUUCUUUUAUUUGUUUAUUUGUGCUAUUUUUCACCAUGCACAUUUGAUAUUUAUGCUCUUGAUUUGCAUCAUUUGUCUAUGGCAUCACCUGAUAUUUUUUGACAGCUGAAUAUCAGAUAAUAUUCCAGUGAGAACCUGAAUCGGUCAUUAAAAUAUUUAUUUCUAAAAAUGCAUCCAUCACUGCUGCAAUGUGUAUGAGAAGCAAUAUUCUCUUUACUUUACAAAUUGGUUCCUCUUUACUGCAAUAACAUUCACAAGUUCACAACCCACUAAAAACAAGUCUGCAAGAU
Engraulis encrasicolus (European anchovy) is the source of this 4619-nucleotide messenger RNA. Its product is annotated as hemicentin-2. The record is from RefSeq and is a predicted model, not a curated record. NCBI's taxonomy places the organism in Eukaryota, Metazoa, Chordata, Actinopteri, Clupeiformes, Engraulidae. Bases 1 to 2811 code for a protein of 936 amino acids. The transcript has 18 exons.